Messenger RNA from Tetrahymena thermophila SB210, 486 nucleotides. Its product is annotated as COPI associated protein. The transcript has 6 exons. The record is from RefSeq and is a predicted model, not a curated record. Lineage: Eukaryota; Ciliophora; Oligohymenophorea; Hymenostomatida; Tetrahymenidae.
AUGAGUUAAAAUAAAUUUUCUGAAUUCGGCGAUUACGUCGAAAAGAAAUCUAAAUAGUACGAUUUUCCUAAAUAUAUUAGAAUAAUCAACCUUGGAAUUGGAGGUCUUUUAAUAUUCAUAGGUAUCUGGAAGAUUAUCACUUUGCAAAUUUUCACUAAUAUAUUGACUCUCAAGUUCUUUAAUGUUUUUGUUCCAUUCUUCUUCAUUCUUUUUGGCGGUAUUCUUUUAUUGUCUGAAUUAAAGCCUGAGUUGAUCAUUGAAUACUUAAAAAUAUUAAAAACAUAUAUUGGUCUUGGAUCCUUCUACUUAUUCCUAUCCAGUUUAACUGUAUACAACGUUGAACAAGAAACAAACGCCAUAUUAGGCUGGAUAUACGGAAUAAUUCUCUUUACAGUUGGAGUAUACUACAUAAUUCUUCAUUUCAUAAGUAAGCAAAAGGAACAAAACGAAUCUGCAAGUUCUUCUUUCUCAGCUCCCUUAGUUUGA